CAGCAUCCUCCGCCGCGGCUGGACGAAGAGACCCUCCCUCCGCGAAGGAAGCAGUUUGUGACUGGAAUUGGAAUGGAUACAUGCUGAUAGCAUGAUGGAAGAGACAGAAAAUUUUUCAUCUCUCAAUUCACUGACUAAAUACUAUCCUGUUAAGGAGGCUGACAAAACUGAUCAAAGUGGCAAAGCUCAAAGGAGUGAAGGAAACCAAGGAACAAUGCAGCUGAAAAAAGAAAUCUCUCUUCUUAAUGGGAUCAGCUUAAUAGUAGGAAACAUGAUUGGUUCAGGUAUCUUUGUUUCCCCCAAAGGAGUACUUAACCACAGUACAUCAUAUGGAUUGUCGCUAGUAAUUUGGGCAAUUGGGGGCAUUUUUUCAGUCAUUGGUGCUCUCUGCUAUGCUGAACUUGGAACCACUAUCACUAAGUCAGGAGCCAGUUAUGCAUAUAUCUUGGAGGCCUUUGGAAGCUUCAUUGCCUUUAUACGCCUGUGGACCUCACUGCUGAUCAUUGAGCCAACCAGCCAGGCAAUUAUUGCAAUAACUUUUGCCAACUACAUAGUGCAACCAGUCUUCCCUUCUUGUCAACCUCCUUAUGUUGCUUGUCGACUUAUUGCAGCUGCCUGUAUAUGUCUCCUAACGUUUAUAAAUUGUGCCUAUGUUAAGUGGGGAACCAGGGUGCAGGAUGCAUUCACCUAUGCCAAAGUCACUGCCCUUAUUGUCAUCAUCAUAACAGGAGUUGUUAAACUAUGCCAGGGAUACUCUCAACACUUUCAGGACUCUUUUGAGGGAUCAUCUUGGAACCUUGGGGGCAUUUCUCUUGCACUUUACUCUGCCUUGUUCUCAUACUCAGGUUGGGACACCCUUAAUUUUGUAACUGAAGAAAUAAAAAAUCCAGAAAGGAACCUGCCACUGGCGAUUGCAGUUUCUAUGCCAAUUGUGACAAUUAUCUACAUUAUGACCAAUGUAGCUUACUACACAGUGUUGGAUAUUAAUGCUAUACUUUCUAGUGAUGCGGUGGCAGUGACAUUUGCUGAGCAAGUUUUUGGAGUAUUCAGCUGGUUCAUUCCAAUUGCUGUUGCCUUCUCUUGUUUUGGUGGACUCAAUGCUUCUAUUCUAGCAUCAUCUAGGCUGUUCUUUGUUGGCUCCAGGGAGGGUCACCUUCCUGACCUCUUGUCAAUGAUCCAUAUAGGGAGGUUUACACCAGUACCCGCACUUCUCUUCAAUUGUUCUAUGAGCCUGAUAUACUUGAUUGUAGAAGAUGUCUUCCAGCUUAUUAACUACUUCAGCUUCAGCUAUUGGUUUUUCAUGGGACUAUCAAUUGCUGGGCAGCUCUACCUCCGUUGGAAAGAACCAGAUCGGUACAGGCCACUGAAGUUGAGCCUGUUUUUCCCAAUAUCCUUCUGCAUAUGCUCAAUAUUUCUGGUGGUUGUGCCACUCUAUAGUGACACUAUUAAUUCCCUGAUUGGUAUUGGCAUUGCGCUCUCUGGGAUUCCAGUGUACUUCAUGGGAGUCUAUUUGCCUGUUUCCAAAAGACCUCCUUUUGUCAACAAAAUUUUAGGUGCUGUCACUCGAGCCACCCAGUUGCUUUGUUACUGCGUUCUGACAGAAAUGGAUACAAGUCUCGAUAGAGAUGCAAGUGACUGAAACACUAAACUAGCCGUGGAAGAGCCCAUGGGUCUGCAGCGUGGGCACACAGGAAGGAAGACUGUAAUCAAGACUCCUUUUCCUCCCCCGAAGAGGGGUUCUUGCCCAGAUCAUACUGUGUCAUGAUCUAGGGUUGAGUUUUGUAGUGUGGGGAGGGUUUUUUGGGUUUUUUUUUUUGUAAACUGUGUUUGAAAGGCCAGCCUUCUCAGGCAUAGAACUCAUCCUGAAAAAUAAGGAAUGUUUCUUUGAAAGCAAACUGAGCAUUCAUAAUCAAAGUUCAGAAAUUUGAUUGACUUGAAUUUUGAGCAGCAUGGCAGCAACUUUUUAUUUAUUUAUAUAUGUAUAUAUAUUUAUCAGUUCCAAGCCAGUUUAAAAGGCACCAACAAAUCCUUCCAACCUGCGUGAGGUCAAUUUUGGCUUCAGACCUCUUUGGACUGAUAGUCUGUGGCAAAGUGUUCCAUCCCAGGUUGAAUUGGGCGUAGAAUUUUAUCACUGUUAGGAACUCUUGUCUACCAGCAGAAUGCACGUAGAUGGCUUAGUGUAUGUUUGGACUGUGGAAUUCUUGUUCUGAUGGCACUGUUCAACACUUGCACAUAAAAACAAUGUCUUUUUAUUAGACAAGUACAAUCAAAGCUAAACAAUUUUAUGCUGAAGAACAAUCUGGCAGGUCUUGUUUGUGUGGUUCAAUUGGAACCUGUAAAGUAGCGUAUUCAAAUAAUAGGGCUUUAAAUACUUCAAAAAGCUGAGGAUACCAGAGCAGGGAUUGGUUCUCAGUUUGCAUUCUUUUUUCAGCACUGUUUAUUAUAUAGUUACUAAUGAAUGCUUAUCAGAGACCUUUCCUAUAUUUAAAGACUUUUUUUAUACAGCAGAACUGUUUGGCAAUACUAAGACUGGAAUUCGCUGGUUUGGUAUGUGGGUCUGUGAGAAAGGGGGUGGAAACAUAUCCUUUAAGUACCUAUAUACUGUGCAAACUCUUAUAUGCCGAGUUUAUGAAGAUGUUUUUCAUGCACUUAGCUUCCCCAAGAUGUUAAUGUGAAAAAAUGAGAAAUGGCUACACUCCCCAAGGACCGGGGGGGGGGGGGGCAGGAUUUUGAACUUUAAAACCAACCAAAAACUGGACUCUUCCGUUAGAACUUAUGGUUGAAUAUUUUUGUCCCUCUUUUCCUUAACAUUCCCCCAGAACUUUAUACUCAUAACCCAUUUGCUCCUGUGCACUUAUUUUCUGCUGCAGUGUGCCCUCCUAACCUACAAGGGAAGCAUUAGACAGGAAACUGACAGUAACAGUGCAUUGCAAUGAAGGCAGUGCAUCUCUGUGUUCCCCACACCAAGACUCCCUGGCACAGCUGAGUUGCCCGUGGCAGCAGCAACUAGAAGAGUCCUGAGUGAGGUUUUGCCUUCUCUCCUUCUGUUCAUGAUGGCGAGGCUCUCUGCCUUUUGAGAUACAGGUGCCACUGCAGCAUCGACACCAGAGACCCUCCAGGGAGUGCUGUUAUUACCACCAAGCCAGGCUUAACAAAUCACAUCCUACUUGUUCUGUACAGGGUGUGAAAGGAGCACCCUCCUUUUGGAAGCACAGCCCGGCUUGUUGGUUGCAGUCAGCCAUGAAGGGAUAAGCCAGGCUGUGGAGGUGGACAAGAAGGCAGAACCUGAGCAGUCUGGGUCUUGGUGGCAGCUCAUCCUCUGGGGGUGGGGAAAUGUUUAUUUCUCCCUCCCCCGCAUGUGCAGAUUGCCAGCUGCUCCAUAGAGUGAAAUAAUAAAAAAUAAACCUGAAUGCUGAGGUGAAGACCAAAGAUUUCUACCGGAAGAAUUGUCUAACAUCGUGGACUGCUUUUAUGUGGGCGGUAGAACCAACCAGGUGUAUGUCUUUUUUAAAUGAAUAUUCUUCCCAAAUUUGCCAUAGUUGAGGACAUACAAAUACUGCUGUGAAUCAGAGCCCCAUAAAAGGGUAAUUACUAUAGCUGGUGCUUGAAAGGGAAACUGUCCAAAUGUCCUACUUUUGAUUGUUGGAAGAACUCAAAAUUGCAUAAGCAAGGCUUGUGUUUGUGACAAAAAACAGCAUUGUCAUCACUAUUUUUUUGGUGCUUUGAUGAGCUGGAUUUAUAAUUUAAUCUGUCUAGACAUUAGUUACUAACUGUUAACAGUCGAAAAUGACUCUUCUUUUGACCCUGUCUCACAGAAAUGAUGUCUUAAAAGGAAUUGGGUCAGUCUUGGGUCUUGUUAGAUCUGAUAAAGGAGAUCUGUGAUUAAGGCUGCAAUUCUUAGUAAGCUUUCCUGGGAGUAAGCCCCACUGAAUAAGAUGGGACUUGACUUUGGAGUAGAUCUGCUUAUGAUUGCGAAGUGUUUUUUUUUAAGCUUCUGUGUGGGGCUGCUGGUUUGACCCUGUGUCUGUUGAGGGGGACAAUACAAAUAUGAUGGUAUUCUAUAUUUUCUUCCAUAGGAAUAAUGGUAGAUCUGAUGUGGGGAGAGGACUUUGAUAUUAAGGAUCAGACUCAGCUCCCUGCACAACCUUAUAAACAAUGUGCUGCACUUCACCCUAUCUUAACCUUUUAUUUAGGUUCUGAUGGAAUCCAGACUGUCCAUUUACAUUAGUACAGUGAAACAGUAGCCUGUUAGAGGUUAUAUAAUCCAUAAUGUCCCCCAAACACUUUGUUUAACCUUAGCAUGUAAAAGUGGCGCUCAUGUGUAUGAACUUUCCUCUAAAUCAUUAUUACACUCCAUUAUACUGUUACAAUGGAACGUUUAUAAAAAGUCUGCAUCGGAUAGUUUCAGAAUUGUCCAGUUGAUUGUAACAAGAGUGCUUUUGUACCACUGUGAUGUGUAAGGAACCUGGGGAGGGGUACGAAAAAUUAACUUCCACUAUGUGGGAAUAAAAUAAUAAGAAUCUGGUUUUCAUGUUCUUGUUGCUUGAAUGUGUGAAG
This is a messenger RNA of Gekko japonicus, 4557 nucleotides long. It is a transcript of the gene SLC7A6, whose product is annotated as solute carrier family 7 (amino acid transporter light chain, y+L system), member 6. The coding region runs from base 92 to 1639 and encodes 515 amino acids. The record is from RefSeq and is a predicted model, not a curated record. Gene Ontology annotation, biological process: amino acid transmembrane transport. Gene Ontology annotation, molecular function: L-amino acid transmembrane transporter activity. Lineage: Eukaryota; Metazoa; Chordata; Lepidosauria; Squamata; Gekkonidae. Gene Ontology annotation, cellular component: membrane. The transcript has 10 exons.